Lodderomyces orthopsilosis Co 90-125 is the source of this 2658-nucleotide messenger RNA. RefSeq lists its product as uncharacterized. Lineage: Eukaryota; Fungi; Ascomycota; Pichiomycetes; Serinales; Debaryomycetaceae. Bases 1 to 2658 code for a protein of 885 amino acids. Gene Ontology annotation, cellular component: EMC complex. The transcript has a single exon. Gene Ontology annotation, biological process: protein folding in endoplasmic reticulum. The record is from RefSeq and is a predicted model, not a curated record.
AUGAAAAGUCCGAAAUACAUAAUACAAUUACUAAUAGUGAACCUUGUUUUACUUUCAAAUUGUGUCCAUGCAGUUUUAAUUGACAAGGCAUUUACUUCAACUGAAUCUAUAAAUUAUCUUUUUCAAACACCAGUUGAUAAUUUACACAUUUUACACAAUGAUGUAUUGGUAGCUAAGAACGCUGCUCAACAAUGGAUUGGAAUUGACGUAUUGAACAACAAUUUAAUUCAAUGGAAGUUAAACCUGGAUGUGAUUAAAGACUAUCAACUUUUGUUCACUCAUGAUAAAAUACUUGGAUGGAAAUUGAAUGAGCCGGAAAUCGUUGAAAUUGACACAAAUGGCGGAGUUAACUUUGCUGAUACAGGUGUGAGGAUUGGUCACUUGUAUGAAUGUGAAUAUGGUGAUGUCUUUGUCUUGACGAGUGAUAAUUCAUUGGUUUACAUUGAUCAAAACAAGGUCAGCCACCAAGUUCACCCGAAUGUUUCAAACUUUGUUGUUGAUUGUCAUCAGGGAUAUAUCUAUCUCAUUAUUGAUAGCACAUUUUUGAUAAAGUUGUCUACUAAAGGUGAAAAAUUAUAUGAAAAGGAAGUUUCCUUGGGAUCCAUAAGAGAAUUUAAAUCGGGUAUCGCAAUAACUCAAAACGAUCAAAUUUUUAGACUUGAUCAUCGCUCCAAGGCAUUCAAGAGAAUAGAUAAUGACGAGUUUGGUAAUUUAGUUGUUAUUGAUUCAAGUUAUUUGUAUUCACAAUCUCCACAAGAUAUUAAAGUGAUCAAUAUUGAAAAGAAGGCCAAACAGGUGCAUGGAAUUAAAACUACAUCGAAUGUACAAUAUUACUCAACUACUUUACAACAUCUCUUGAUUGUUAGUGAUGGCAGUUUACGUCAAGUUUAUGAUUUAACUGAUUUCUUGUAUACUCAUGAUACAAAAAGCAUAAAGAAAUUCCAAUUUAAGUUGAAGCAAAACUAUCCUUAUCAGUUGAUUGCUACUACACCAAACUUCCAAUUGGGAUAUGUUGCCCUCGAUGAGAAUCUUAAUGGUGAAGUGUUUAGUUUAUUCGAUGGAAAUAAGAUGAAGAGCAUCAAGCCAACAAAACCACAAUAUUCAGCAGACAAAGGAAUCUAUAUCAUUGUUGAUUUUCCUGAAUCAGACAAGAUCAAAUCCGAGGUGUACAAUCUUGCCAAGGAAUCUAAUAAUGGAUUAGUAUUCACCAAUUGGUUACAUCGUGUCAUUAGACACUUGAAUGAAUUAGGUCGAUAUAUCGUUGAUUAUAAGCACUGGUUUGAUUUUGAGGAUUCGUCAUUGGAUGUGUUUAACAAAUUGAUUGUCUUUUAUGAUUCAAAAGAACAUAAGGUUAUUGCAUUGAAUUCAUAUGAUGGUGAAGUUGCUUGGGAAUCAUUUCCACUAGGACUCGACAGUAAAUUCAUAACUUUGAAGCAACUUGAUACACAAGAUGGUCAAGGUGAAAUCAUUGUGAUUUUUGCUAAUGAAGUUUAUAAACUUUAUUCUCAUAAUGGAUCAAUUGCUCAAAUUGCGGUUAAUGAUGGUGGAUACACAAGUAUUGUACCAGUUGAUACAUUUUAUGCAUUGGAAAAUGAUCACAAAUUCAUUAUACCCCAAAAAAAUCCAAACGGGGGUAAAUUAUACUUUGCCAAAACAGUGAACAAUAAUGAAAUUGACGGACAUGUAAUUCUCUCAGGUUCCACUGAAUCCGUUCAAACAUGGUCUUACAAUUUCAAUGAACCAAUCGUGGCACAAGCUCGUAUAAACAAUCAAGAUUCACAAGUGUCAACUAUUGGUAUACCAAAAUCAGACAAAUCAGUCUUGUACAAGUAUCUCAAUCGAAAUUUAAUUGGUGUAUUGACAUUGGAAGAUCAAUUGAAAUUUCAUUUACUUGAUGGUAUAUCAGGGGAGUUAUUGUUUCAACAAGCUCAUAAUAAAUCGGAGUUAAUUGAUCCAAAUUCGAUUCAAUUGAUUAUUGAUGACAACUGGAUCGUGUAUACAUAUUUCACAAAGCAACCACGAUUAGAACAACGAAUCAAUGUGAUUGAUUUGUUCACAAAUAAAAAGGAUAAGAAGACCCAAGAAGAAUCCAAAGUUGGUCAAAUAUUCACUGAAUCAUUUAUUUACCCUGAACGUAUCCUUGACUUGUCAUCAACUCAAUCGAAAUAUGGCAUCACUUUAAAAUCAAUAAUUGCAUACACUGAAUCAGGAAAUCUUGUUGAAAUACCGAAAUUCAUCUUAAAUUCAAGACGUCCUCAACAUCAAUUGAAACCAGGAGAACUUCAAGAUGAUUUCAGGUUGACUCCCUAUGAACCAAUAAUACCAAAGAACAAUUAUCAAACGAUUAAUCACAAGUACCAACUUUGGGCAAUUGAGCAAAAUGGAAGAAGCUCUGUGUCGUCUACUCCUUCUUCUUCUUCAUCCAUUUUAGUUAAGCCGACUGAUUUUGAAAGUACUGUGGUUGUAUGUCUUGUCAAUGAUCAGGUUCGUUAUUGCUCAUUAGUUCAACCUAGUUUAUCAUUUGAUUUAUUGAAUCCUAAAUUUGAAAAAUUGAAAUUGGUGGGAACGAUUGUUGCCUUGUUUGUCGUGUUUAUUGUGACAAAGCCAUAUGUCGCUAAUAAGAAAUUGAAAUCACAAUGGUUAGAUUACAAAAAAUGA